Molecule: messenger RNA, 2861 nt
Organism: Musa acuminata AAA Group (dessert banana)
Lineage: Eukaryota; Viridiplantae; Streptophyta; Magnoliopsida; Zingiberales; Musaceae
Product: RNA polymerase II C-terminal domain phosphatase-like 2
Exons: 12
Coding region: 311-2230 (639 amino acids)
Molecular function (GO): RNA polymerase II CTD heptapeptide repeat phosphatase activity
Source: RefSeq, a predicted model, not a curated record
CGACUCUCCUUAAUUCCACCCAUUCGCCGAGUUACAUCAGUCUGAUAUUCGUCAUAUGCUUUCUCAAUAGAUUGCUGCAGAUAAAUAAUAAUAUUUGCAGAAAUUUUCUCUAUAAAAGGAGGACAACAUCUCCAUCAGUCGCCGGACGACUGCGGACGUCGUUGUUCUCCAGCCAAAUAACCACACGAACUUGCAGCGUCUGCAAGGCAGGGAAGGGCGUGCUCUCCUUUUUUUCCCCUGUUUACUUCUUUCAGUCAUUUCUUCAUACAUCUGGUGGGGGAAACCCUCGCCCGUCAUCGAUCUCGACGCGAUGGGACGUCGGGUAGGGAUCAGCUGCAAGGUGUAUCACGGAGAUAUGUUUCUCGGAGAAGCCGAGGCGUUUCCGAUCACCAAUAAUAACAGCAGCAGCAAGGGCCAAGGCUUGCCCUUCCCCAACAGCAGCGAGAUACGCAUCGAUCACCUCGCCCCUCCCAGCGAGCGGUGCCCUCCCCUCUCCGUCCUCCAAACCAUCUCCCCUUUCGCCGUCCGCUGCAAAGUCCAAGCCAAGUCCCUCUCCGAACUUUCCCUUCUCCACCGCCUCUACCUAUCCUGCUUCCAAGAACGCAAGAGUGCGGUGGUGGUCAUCGGGAACGAAGAGCUGCAUCUGGUGGCAAUGCCGAGCAAGGUGGAGAAGGUCUCGUGCUUCUGGUGCUGUUCGGUUCAGACUGGGCGCUAUACUUCUUGUUUGGGCAUGCUCAACCUCCGGUGCCUUGCAAUUGUAUUUGAUCUUGAUGAGACGCUCAUCGUUGCCAACACCAUGAAGUCAUUUGAAGACCGAAUCGAGGCCCUUUCACGAAGGAUUGAUGGGGAGAAUGAUCCGAUUAGGGUUUCUGGAAUGUCUGCUGAAUUGAAGCGCUAUAUCGAGGAUAAAGAUCUCUUGAAGCAGUACAUAGAGAUGGAUACUGUUUCUGAAGGUGGGAGGUCGAUUAGUGCUCAGAACGAGGAAGUUCCGCCUGUACCUGGUAUUCAGGAGAAAAUCGUUCGGCCUAUCAUACGGUUGCUAGAAAGGAACAUCGUCUUGACUCGCAUUAAUCCCGAGAACCGUGAUACUAGUGUUAUUGUAAGGCUAAGGCCUGCAUGGGAGGACCUAAGGAGCUACUUAACUGCCAAAGGACGCAGAAGGUUUGAAGUUUAUGUUUGUACAAUGGCUGAAAGAGAUUAUGCUUUGGAAAUGUGGAGGCUUCUUGACCCGGAUGCCCAUUUGAUCAGCUCAAAGCAACUUGUGGAUCGUGUAGUAUGCGUAAAAUCAGGCUUGAAGAAAUCGUUGCAGCAUGUUUUCCAGGAUAGUGUUUGCCAUCCAAGAAUGGCUAUGGUAAUUGAUGACAGGUUGCAGGUUUGGGAUGACAAGGAUCAGCCUCGAGUUCAUGUUGUCCCUCCAUUUACUCCAUAUUAUGCUCCUCAAGCAGAGAUGGCCAACGCUGUUCCUGUACUAUGUGUCGCAAGAAAUGUUGCGUGCAAUGUCCGUGGUGGUUUUUUCAAAGAAUUCGAUGAGAAUCUACUGCAGAAAAUAUAUGAAGUGAAUUAUGAAAAUGAAAUAGUUGAUUUACCUAGUGCUCCUGAUGUUAGCAACUAUUUAAUCUCAGAGGAUGUUAACAGUGCACAAAACAACAAUAGAGAAGGUCCUGUAGUAGAGGGAAUGACUGGUUCUGAAGCAGAACAUCGAAUGAAUCGGCCGGUAAAUAUCAGUGAUGAACGACAAACAAAACCUCAAACACUGUCAAACCGUUCCUCCCCAGAUGAUGAGAUGCUGGUAGAUCAACCAUUUGCAAGCAACAGAAAUCUGUGUAAUGAAUCAGGACAAUCAAAUUUACUUGCCCCAUCCAUGUUCAUUUCUGUCUUGCAAGAAAUAGGCAGGAGAUGUGACUCUAAGGUGGACUUCAGGUUUGUUAAUGGAAGCAAUAAGGACUUGCAGUAUUCUGUUGAAGUUUUAUUUAGUAGUGAGAAGAUUGGUAUUGGUAUGGGAAGGACAAUGAAAGAGGCUCAGUCACAAGCUGCUGAGAAUGCUCUACGUAAUCUGGCAAGAGAUUAUGUAUCAUUUAUUGCACCUGUCGCCAGUGGUGUGGAUACAGAAAUCACUAAGCAUCCCUGUGGGAAUGAGAAUGGAUUCUUAAAGGAGAAUUACAGCUCUCAGGAUGAGUCAGCUAAAAAAGAAGACUUACCUGUUGCCAGUACAUCAGAAAAUUCAAAAUGAGGCAUUUCAGUCAGUUUUGCAUUCAGAUCCGGUAGCUUAUGACUAAAAUGUUCCACUGAUCGGAUGAUGCAACUUCAGAAAUUACUCUUUGCCUUUUGUACCCCAGCGUAGAGAAUCAGGCGGUCAACACGAGGUGCAAGUCCUUAUAGUAUGUGGUUCUUACAGUUGAUCCAUUGGCCAACACUUGUCUCCUGCAUUAUGCUUGGUGCCUUAACAUCAUUAUAGAGCAGGAGGGAAGUCAUCGUUGUCUGAACAUGCCGGGCCCAGUAUCGCAGAGAGGUUAUUUUUUCUUGAUUAGUGAACCGGUCUACGGCUCUUUUGACUUGUGAGUAUAGUCACAUUUUGGUAGACCAUCUGGCACAAGAUAUUCCUGUUAGUUCUAGCCAAACAUUGAUGGUUUAUGUGGAGAGGCUAUGCAUUUCAACAUGACAGGCAUGCAAAAAACUCUUCAACAUCAGAUGCCAUUCACUCACAUCUGUCUGAUCAGAGUUUUCACAUCUCCACUGUAAUUGUAAGCUUUUACCAUGCUUCAUUUUGGAGUGUUAAGAUUUUGUACAAGAUUUCAACAUCCUGUAGACUGAUGAUGCUUCUCAGGUAGUAAUUUAAAGGAGUUGCAAGCUUCUUCUUUGCA